AUGGCCAUCAUUACAGGAAAUAUCUGUUACGAUCUUACGGGAUUAGUUUUUGCAUUCAUAGCCAUAUUUGUGGUAUACUGUCAAUGGGCAUUCCGUUACUGGAAGGUCAGAGGUGUACCAUUUGUGGAGCCUAGGAUUCCAUGGGGCAGUCUUAAGUCUCAAAUCAACUCCACCAUAUCAAUGGGAGAAGAAUUCGCCCAGAUGUAUGCGAACGCUAAGCGAGAUGGACAUAAGCACAUUGGACUUUAUGCGGCAACAUCUCCAAUUUAUAUGCCAGUAGAUAAUGAUCUUAUAAAACGGGUUUUAGCCAAGGAUUUCAACUACUUUAAUGCUCGAGGAAUAUAUAUCAAUGAAAAGGAUGAACCUAUAGGAGCUCAUUUAUUUGCACUUGGUGGAAAAAAAUGGAAGAGCCUAAGAAGUAAAUUUACACCCAAUUUUUCAUCUGGCAAGUUAAAAUCAAUGUUUCACACUGUUAUUUCUUGUGGGAAAAUGUUAGAGAAUUGUUUAAGGACAAGGAUUAAUGCAGAUGAGCCAGUUGAUCUUAAACAAUUUAUGGGUAGUUUCACCAUCAGCGUAAUAGGUUCAUGCGCAUUUGGAAUAGACUGCAACAGUUUCGAAGACGACAAUCCCUUCAAACAGAUGGCCAAUAGAAUCGUAAACAGAACCCUUACGGAUGACGUCAGAUUUGCUGUUGCAAUUAAUUUUCCAAAAUUAGCUAGUGCUAUCAGAUUGACUUGGAUCCCGAAGACUAUUAAGGAUUUUUUCACGAAAGUUGUGGUUGAUACUGUUACGUAUAGGGAAAAUAGUAAAGUAGAUCGUAAUGAUUUCUUACAAGGACUGAUCAAUAUUAAGAACGAUCCAGAAUCAGGCGGAAAACUAAACGAAGAGACAGCUAUCACAAUGGACGAAAUAGUGGCCCAAAGUUUCGUGUUUUUUGUAGCAGGCUACGAGACUAGCGCCACCACGAUGUCAUGGGUUUUAUACGAGAUGGCAGCCAAUCCUGACAUCCAAGAAAGAGUCAGGGAAGAAAUAGAAGAAGUACUUAACAAUCACAAUGGAGAAAUCACCUACGAAUCCCUCUACGAUCUGAAAUAUAUGGGUCAAUGCAUCGAUGAAACGUUAAGGAAAUAUCCACCAAUUCCGUUCCUCACCAGAGAGUGCUCGCAAGAUUACCAGAUACCUGAGACAAACCAAGUAGUUGAAAAGGGCACAAGAGUCAUCAUACCUACGAUAGGUAUUCACUAUGAUGAGGAAUAUUAUGCUGAUCCAGAGGUAUUCGAUCCAGAGCGAUUUUCAGAAGAAAACAGAAAGAAUAUUAUUCCAUACACUUAUGUUCCUUUUGGAGAAGGCCCGAGGUUAUGUUUAGGUAUGAGGUUUGGCAUCAUCCAAGUAAAAAUAGGUAUCAUGACAGUUUUAAGGAACUAUAGACUAAGUAUAAGCAAGAAAAUGCAGAUGCCACUCAAAUUGACGCCUGCAUUUAUACCUACGCCUGAGGGCGGCCUAUGGUUAGACAUGGAAAAAAUUUGUUAA
Messenger RNA from Diabrotica balteata, 1530 nucleotides. The record is from the annotation of a GenBank genome assembly. NCBI's taxonomy places the organism in Eukaryota, Metazoa, Arthropoda, Insecta, Coleoptera, Chrysomelidae.